AUGAACAACUGCGAUGAUGUUGACAUAACAAACUGGGACAUUUGGUACAGAGUAUCUGGAGAUGCAGGAAACGCCUUAGCGUCCAAAACAUCUCCUCCUCGAGACUCAUGUGGUACAGAAACGCGAUUGUACCUUGUAGAUGAUCAUCCUGCUUAUGGUGACGGUGAGGUGACUCAAAAGGUUUGCGCAUCUAAAUCGCCGAAAAACGCCUGUAAUAAUAACAUGAAUAUUAAAGUAAUCAACUGUGGUGCAUUCUACUUGUACAAGCUCGGCACCUUAGGACAAUGCAUAGCAGCUACAUGGGCUUACUGCACUAACGGCCAGGAUCCUUUAGAUUCAUGCACGCCUAAUCCUUGUCAGAAUGGUGGAACGUGCAGCAGUAGCUCUGGAGGUGUUACCUGCAGUUGUGCUUCAGGGUACACUGGUGAUAACUGUAGCAUAACAAGUUCAAGUAAGCUACAAGCACCAGCAUCUCAAGAGAAAUCUUCACAAACAUCUGUGGAAUAUUCGUCGCAAUUAUUUCAACAGCAUUCGGUAGUGACAACAACACAGGCGCAGCAGCAGCAGUUUAUGGAAUUGUCAACACAGAUACAAAGCGCAACACAACAAAUUUCAUUACCGUAUUUGAAAACAUUGCAAACGACGCAUCCACAACAACAGCAAUCAGUGGGGACGUCUUCACACACUCCAGUGCCACCUCAACCAUCUUAUCAACCAUCUGGCUCAUACCCCUUUGCGCCACUAGCGACUCUGCAACCAUCACCAACGACAUCAAAAGAAGAACUGAAAUUCUCUAGUCCAUCACAACCACAACAGCAACAAAAUCAAUCCAAUUAUCCAUAUUCACAAGCAACAAAACCUUCUUCAGUGUCACACGUGACGCUUGUGAUGAAUGGGUCGAGCAUCAGUCCAGGUAUAGAAGACAUAGAGUAUCUUUAUUAUCUUUGCUGCACGCCAGCUCAGGAUUGAGGAUAACUGUAGAACAUAAAAUGCACAAGUGGAGCGGAAAAUGCACUGAGAAGUCUUACUAUAGCUAAAUAUAAAGUUGGCUUGUACUGAUGAUACUAAGGGCCAAAAUACGGUUAAUGAGGGAAGCGUGACCUCCCUAAUUCGUCCCCCUGUUCUUCGAUUUUGUUUUACGCAUUCAAGAAAGAUAUGUAUUGUCACAGUUAGAGCAUUGAUUUCUAUGAUAUUACGGCGUCAACUGUUCGCAAUCUUAUCUGUAUUAUUUAUGUUUGCAAUUUCUACCUCCCUCCUUUUUUUCAGUUCACGGCAACUGGAGUAGCUGGUCUCUAUGGCCUAACUGUAACAAGCCGUGUAACGGUGGAAACAAGACAAGAAAGCGACAGUGUGAUAAUCCUGAACCAGCUUUUGGAGGGAAAAACUGCGAAGGUCCGAUAACUGAAUAUGAGCCCUGUAAUUUGGACAGCUGUCCAGGUAUGCAUUUCGUCGAUGAAGUUGAAUAUGAUUUUAUAUGAAGGCCAAGGUUUAAGCUGCAUGAAUGCUCUUAGCCUAUGUGAAAGAGACA
This is a messenger RNA of Orbicella faveolata, 1528 nucleotides long. RefSeq lists its product as uncharacterized. Lineage: Eukaryota; Metazoa; Cnidaria; Anthozoa; Scleractinia; Merulinidae. Gene Ontology annotation, molecular function: protein binding; calcium ion binding; ligand-gated monoatomic ion channel activity. Gene Ontology annotation, cellular component: membrane. The record is from RefSeq and is a predicted model, not a curated record.